GAUUAGAAGGACUAUACAUCAUUGAAGAUUUUAUUACGGAGAACGAAGAACAAGAAUUAAUACGAGCCAUCGAUUCAAGGAGUUGGUGUGGAAAUGACGCUCACAACAUUACGGUUAUGAAUUUAGCUAUAGAUACAGCUCAAAAUUUAGGACCAUUACCAACUUUUACAGAUUUUAUCAUUAAUAGAUUUAAACAACAAAAAAUUAUUGAUUUUGAUGACGAACCAAAUAUGUGUAUUAUUAACGAGUAUGAAGCUGGACAAGGAAUAAUGCCACACACUGAUGCUGCAACUAUAUUUGGUCCAAUUAUUUUAAGCCUUUCAUUAUUAUCUUCGUCGCCAAGAUCUUUGUUAAUAAUGACAAAAUCUUCAAGAUAUGAUUAUAAACAUUCUAUAUCAAAAGACAUUAUAGAGUGGUAUGAUGAUGACAAAAAUGAUAAUAAACUGGAAAUUGUUCGCAGUCGAAGAGUUAGUUUAACAUUUAGAACUGUGCAUCAUUCUGGAUUGAAUGAU
Messenger RNA from Scutellospora calospora, 512 nucleotides. The record is from the annotation of a GenBank genome assembly. Lineage: Eukaryota; Fungi; Glomeromycota; Glomeromycetes; Diversisporales; Gigasporaceae.